AGGCCUUCUCUUCCUGUUCCUGAGGCGGCGCGGGCCGUGCGUGUCCGGAGGUUUCUGUGGAAAGAAGAUUGUGAAGGAAGAGGCGAGAUGGGCGCCAGCGGGGAGGAGGCGGCGGAGAGCGAGGAGCGCUUCGAUGGCAUGUUGCUGGCCAUGGCCCAGCAGCACCCGGGCGGCGUGCGGGAGCUUGUGAACACCUUUUUCAGCUUCCUGAGACGCAAAACUGAUUUCUUUGUAGGAGGAGAAGAGGGCGCUGCUGAGAAGUUAAUCACAGAGACUUUCAGCCGCCACAACAAACUGGCUCAAAAAGCACAGAAUGAGAAGAAGGCCCGUCAAGAUGCAGAGAAGAAAGAAAAAGCAGAACGUGCUGCUAAACUUGCCAAGGAGAAAAAGCAAGAAGAGAGUGAGCCACGAAUUAAGGAGCUGACCGAUGAAGAGGCCGAAAGGUUGCAGCUGGAAAUUGAUCAGAAAAAAGAGAAAAAAGACAGUGAGGCCCAGAGUAUCCCAGUUGAAUCUGCCGAAAAUUCAAUGGAAACACCAGAGUCUAACAAGCAGGAUACAGAUGAAGAAGAAGAAGAUGAGAAGGACAAAGGCAAGCUUAAGCCGAACUCUGGGAAUGGAGCAGACCUUCCAAACUAUAGGUGGACACAGACCCUCUCUGAAUUAGAUCUGGCUGUCCCAAUCCAAGUGAACUUCAGGCUGAAGGGAAAAGACAUGUUAGUUGAUAUACAACGACGGCACCUGAAGGUGGGAUUGAAGGGCCAGCCACCGGUCAUUGACGGACCCUUGUACAAUGAGGUGAAAGUGGAGGAGAGCUCAUGGCUCAUCGAGGAUGGGAAAAUAGUCACCGUGCACUUGGAGAAGAUCAACAAGAUGGAGUGGUGGAACAAGUUAGUUCAAACAGACCCUGAGAUUAACACCAAGAAAAUUAACCCAGAGAACUCCAAACUCUCAGACUUGGACAGUGAAACACGCAGCAUGGUGGAGAAAAUGAUGUAUGAUCAGCGGCAGAAGUCAAUGGGUCUCCCCACAUCGGAUGAGCAGAAAAAGCAGGACAUAUUGAAAAAGUUCAUGGAACAACAUCCAGAAAUGGAUUUCUCCAAAGCAAAAUUCAACUGAUGUGGUUUCUACCCCGCCCCGUUACUUUCUCUCCCUCUCUCUCUCUCCUUUCCUUUUCUCCCAACAACUUUUAAAGUAAACCAAAUUUGUCAUUUUCUUUGAGAUGCUGUGAAUGUUCACUUCAUCUCAGAGUGAGCUUUCCGUGUAAGAAUCGCAGUGCUAUUAUUUAUCAGCCUGCUUUGCUUUUUUUGUAGGGAAAGUUAUGCCAGGGAAUUAGAAAUGAAGCAAAAGGAGUUACAUUGUAGAAAUGUAUUAUUCUGACAGGUUUAGGGUGAUAUUUGGUUGUUUUGAGCAUUGAUGAUGCCAGCCUUGCUCAUCUGCUGCUCUUUUAGCACCUGCUUUUGAAUUGAGACCUGGACAUCCUUCCUCAAACACCCAGUCAUCUUUCCUUCCAGCAUUCCUGCGCCAAACUAAGUAAGCCCUCUCAAUGUAACCUCAAUGCAGGACCUCUGAAAGCAGUUUAAUACAUAAAACACUGGCAGAUGAGCCCAUGAGUGUCUCAUGGCUGUUCUAACCUCCAGAAAGUGAUGCUGUUUAGGAGCAACAUGCCCUUAGUUUGCACAGGUUCUUAUUUGGACAUUACUGUGUAAGCACAGAAAGCAGUAGCAUGAAGAAUACUUCUGCCUGCUUGUCAAUACUUUGACAGAUCUCCAAAGUUAGCUUUGCAAGUGUAUACAUGAUCGAGACAGAUCAUGUACACACAAUUAAGAAUUUGACUAGAUUGCAAUGAGAGGGUUGUUCAGAUCAGUCACAUCAGAAUCUGUAAUAUUCCUGCUGUCAUCAACUCUGUCUUCAACUGUUACUGCCAAGCCCUGUUGUAAUAGUUUCAGAGCUUCAGUGGUAUAUGUCAACCCAAAAUGCUAGUAUUGCAGUACUGUUUCUGCUUUAGAGAACCAUGUUUUGGGGAUAGAUAGGGCUGCUAAAUGUCUGAAUAUUUCAAGGAGAUUGACUUAGACCAAAGGUCUCAAACUUGUGGCUCCAGGUUUUUGGCCCCCAACUCCCAGAAACUCCCAGCCUGUCUAACAACGAGGAAUUCUGGGAGCUGAAGUCCAAAAAACUGGACACCAUUGACUUAGAGUCCGCUUAAGAUAAAUUGACCCGUGUGAACUAUGCAGAUCUUUUACUGUAUCCUUCCCUGACAUCUUAGAGAUUUGUUGGAACUGCCACCCAUUGUUCCUAGACAACAUGGCCAUUGGCUGGGAAUGAUGGGAAUUGCAGUCCAACUCAUCUGGCAGCCUCCUGGCUGAGAAACGUUGUCCUAUCUUAUUACAGUAACAAUAAGCAAGUGGGUGUUUUUGCUGUUAACAGGGACGUGUUAGAUGGUAAACAGAUCUUGGGAGAUCCGAUGUCCUUGCUUUUUCCUCCUUCGUUGCUUAAAGCAGCUUGUAUUCUGCAUGUACAAUUAAAAAGGUUAUGUUUUCA
Anolis carolinensis (green anole) is the source of this 2538-nucleotide messenger RNA. It is a transcript of the gene nudc, whose product is annotated as nuclear distribution C, dynein complex regulator. NCBI's taxonomy places the organism in Eukaryota, Metazoa, Chordata, Lepidosauria, Squamata, Anolidae. Gene Ontology annotation, cellular component: cytoplasm. Gene Ontology annotation, biological process: protein folding. Bases 88 to 1116 code for a protein of 342 amino acids. The record is from RefSeq and is a predicted model, not a curated record. The transcript has 9 exons.